This is a messenger RNA of Mycena indigotica, 2520 nucleotides long. Its product is annotated as Spindle pole body component. Gene Ontology annotation, molecular function: gamma-tubulin binding; microtubule minus-end binding. Bases 1 to 2520 code for a protein of 839 amino acids. Gene Ontology annotation, biological process: spindle assembly; microtubule nucleation; cytoplasmic microtubule organization. The record is from RefSeq and is a predicted model, not a curated record. The transcript is spliced from 8 exons. Gene Ontology annotation, cellular component: gamma-tubulin small complex; centrosome; equatorial microtubule organizing center. NCBI's taxonomy places the organism in Eukaryota, Fungi, Basidiomycota, Agaricomycetes, Agaricales, Mycenaceae.
AUGGAACCUUUCACUCCCCGCCCGCGAACAGGCCCUAGGAAGAAAAUCACGCUCUCUGCGAAAGAGUAUACCAAGGCAAUAGUUGAGAUCACUGGUACUAUCGCGUCAGUCCGACGAAACAGACUCACAACAGACGAUAUCGACGAGGAAAUCGCAGUGAAUGGUCAUCUGUCGCGUGAAAGUCGCGCCAAAAGUCAAGAACCAUCCUUCCUGGCCGAAACGUCCUUUGUGCGAGCACCACUCAAUUCACGCGUCAGCUCCGUAUCCGCCCUUCCUCCAAGUGCUAAAGGGAAAGGGAAACAAGAGUCGUUAGACCAUGUUUCUCUGGAGAUUCAGGAGGCGCUGAUUCUGGAGGAUAUGCUCUACAUUCUCAUGGGUAUAGAAGGGUCGUAUAUCACAUACCAUCCAGACUACUCACCAGAAGACGAUGACCCUUUGCAAGGGAUUCGUUUCGUCGUUUCACCCGCUCUCGAUUCCUCUCUACGCGAUCUCGUUGAGCGUAUCCUCCCUCUGGGAACCUACUACACCGCCAUCAGCUCCUUCGUUGAACUACGAAGUCACCUUGAUUUCGGGCUGGUUAACCAUGCACUCUGUGCCUCCAUCCGCGACAUGCUCAAAGACUACCAAACUCUGCUGUCACAGCUAGAGCAUGCAUUCUCGACCUCCCCUCAAUUCUCACUCCAGAAACUGUGGUUUUAUCUGCAUCCGACAAUCCACACACUGUCCCUCAUAUACCAGCUUGUUCUCGAACUCGGCAGCGCUGAUGACCCGAGUGCAGACCUUGAUUCUUCGUCGUCAAGCUCGUCCGACCCAGAUGAAGACGCCCGGAACGAGGCUCUUGGGCUGGGCGGGGCAAAGCUGAAAGCGAUGUUAUCCGAGAUGGACAAAAACGGACUCGAUGUGGCAGGUGGAAGCGGCAUAGCGGUGAAAGGUGGCGAAGUUCUUGCUAUACUCUACGAGCGGAUGCAAAAUAUGUCGGGUGAUCCUACCGCCAAAACGGUAUACGGAACCUUGCUUCGUGAUGCUGGCGCUCCAUAUGUUGCAAUGCUCCGUAUGUGGAUUAUGAGCGGCAGGCUGGUGGACCCAUACGAGGAGUUGCUAGUGAAGGAGAGCAAGUUUAUCAACAGAGGGAUACUAGAAAUCGAUUACACUGACGAAUAUUGGGAGCGACGGUAUACACUCCGAGAUGGCUCAACACUCUCUGGACCAUCGAAACGACGGGCUGGUGUGCCCCUACCAAGAACAGUGGGUGGGCGUCUCCCAGGCGGGGCCUGUGUUCCUCCCCUUCUCGAAGGCUGGAAGCACAAGAUUCUCCUGGCUGGGAAAUACCUCAAUGUGAUCCGAGAAUGUGGGAUCGAAAUCCGACGGGAUUCGACGCACUCUGUCGACGAAAAUCUUACAAUGGAUGACGAGAAGUUCUAUGCUUUUAUCGAGGACGCAUACACCCACGCAAACCGCACCCUUCUCGAACUACUCCUCAGAGACCAACAACUCAUGCCGCGUCUGGCGUCUCUCAAACGUUACUUCUUCCUCUCCCAGUCGUCGUUCGUCACCCACAUGCUGGAUCUUGCCCAGACUGAGCUGCGUAAACUCGCCAAGUCUGCAUCGAUUGUGAAACUGCAGAGCCUCCUCGACCUCGCACUCAACGCUGACCCACAAGGGGAAGACACCGUGUUCAAGGAGGACGUCAAAGUCACAAUAGCCACCAGCGGACUAUACGAAUGGCUCUUGGACGUGGUCAACGUCAGCGGCGUGAUCGGCAAGGAGCAUGAGCCAGAGACGCACUAUGAAGAGCCCAAAAAGGACAAGGACGACAAGAAGCCGAUGAAUGCAAUCGAUGCCUUUGCGCUCGACUACACCGUCAAGUUCCCACUUUCGCUCGUCAUUUCCCGCAAAACGAUCCUCCGCUACCAGCUGUUGUUCCGCUUCCUCUUCCACCUCAAACACGUCGAGCAAUCGCUUUCGUCGAUGUGGAUGGAACAAAAGACGGGGCCAUGGCGCGCGGUGUUGCCGCAUCAUCAGGAACUCGAGCGUUGGCGCUUACGAGUGUUCCUUCUCAGGGCGAGAAUGCUGUCGUUUGUCCAACAGAUCCUCGCCUUUGCUACUUUCGAGGUGCUCGAGCCCAACUGGCGGGCUCUCGAGGGCAAACUCGCCAAGGUGACCACGGUCGACCAACUGCUCCGCGAUCACGUGGACUUUCUCGACACGUGUUUGAAGGAGUGCAUGCUCACAAGCUCGAAGCUUCUAGGCGCCUACUCACGGCUGAUUGUCACGUGCUCGACGUUUGCGGCAUACUCUGGGUCGUUCUCCAAGUCGGCAAACCACGCGGUCGAUGCCUCACAAACGCCCGAUGGAGACCAGUUGAUGGCGAAGCGCUGGGUGAUCUUGGGCAAGUUUGAAACUCACUUUAAUACCUGGUUUGAAUCAUAUUUGAACCGCGUGCAGUUCUACGCCUCGAGCGAGAACGUCUCGCUGCUUCCGCUGGUUGUACGGCUGAAUAGCGUGAAGGUCGGGAUAUAG